Paramuricea clavata is the source of this 5216-nucleotide messenger RNA. The record is from the annotation of a GenBank genome assembly. Lineage: Eukaryota; Metazoa; Cnidaria; Anthozoa; Malacalcyonacea; Plexauridae.
GAUAAAGACUGACAUCUCAUAAUGUUACAAGAGAUAUCUUUAUUUAAAUCCUACUUAACUUCAAAGUAAAAUGUGAACGCCAACGUUUUAUGCCAAAUAAGCGGUUUCGUCAAGAGGUUUUUCUGGCUCGUCCAUUAUUGAUGCAUUUCGUCGUGGUUUGUCAAACUGACAAUUAGGAGGAAUUAAAAAGAAAGCACGGCAUUCGUUUGUAGCAUUUAGCGAGAAAAGAGUGUGGCGUUGGGGCGAAAUUAUUGUCAAAAAAUAUAAUUGAUGUAUACAGUCUAUAUGUAGGCGAAUAUAUCUAGGUGAUUCGCUUUACAUGUAUAGCCCAAGGGCAAGGGAUUGUUGCUGUUUCUGACAUUCGAUGGCCUCUAGACUAACAACACCUGCCAGCAGUCCAGCUAGACCGAAACGCAGCCCUAAAAAAUCCAAGAAAAAGAUCAAGGAGAAAAAUUCACCGAAUGGAGAGGUAUGGUUUAUGAGUAGCCUACAUUGUCCUUGAUAUUGUGUAAGUACAUAAAAAACUCACUUCUUGUCCUUCAAGAUUCGAGUCGUUCCCUCGAUUUUUGUUUUGUUUAUUGGCUCACACAUUAUGUAGGUUUGUAUUUUAGUAGUACAUAUAUGUACGUAUGAAAAAAAAACAAAAACGAACGUGCAUGAAUAAAUACAUCUUCAUGUCUUGUGCACUGGACAAUUGAUUGUAGAGGUGAAUAAGAAAGCAAAGGUCUACACCGACUCAUUACUCGAAUCUCGAAUGCACGCAAGAUGCAAUAUAUGAUUUGUUUCAAAUUUUAAAAAAUGUCUGCUGGAAACAGAUUCUCAAUUACAUGCAUAUAUAGUAAUAAUAUAGAUAAAUAGCCUUUUACAUAUGCACAGCUGUUAAAUGGUUCUGUCACAUUUAAAUUAUAUUGUCAUUGCUUUUAUACACUUGAUAUUAUAUUUGUGAGCUUUCGCAUAUUGUUUGUAACAUUUAAUAAUAUACAGAAAAAUAUCGAUAUUCCGUUUUGUUCUUGGGCUAUUGACAUACAUACACGUAAACUGCAUUGCUGUUAAAUGUUCUGUGACUUCUGCCGCAUCUAAGGCGCGCACCGUUUUUUUUGUGUCAAAAAUGUGACUGCACUAGUGAUAAUGAUAACUAAUAAUCAUAGGCGUCGAAAGAUCGAUAAGUGGGGGGGACCAUAUUCAUAUAUUCGUGUUCACAGACCUUAAAAACAAUCGAUUUCAAAAUAAAUUAAUAAUGCAGAACACGAAUAUAUGAAUAUGACCCCCCUCCCCCCCCCACUUAUCGAUCUUUCGACGCCUAUGCUAAUAAUUCCUUGUUAAAAACGAGUUCAUCUUCGCAAUUAUCUUCGUUUUAGAUAAAUUGCUUUUCUCAUCCUUUAUGUCAUGUUUGUUUAAUUAAAUGUUAUCUGUUGAUUGGAAGCAUCAUAUUAAAAAGUUUCAGCCAAGGCAUGCGUCUCAACACCAGCUCCUCAAUCGUAAAAUCACUGCGCGGUCCCUGUAAAUAUAGUUUCAUUACAAGACGAAAUCCUUAAAAAUCUUACAGUAAUGAUUUUAGUCAAGUGUUCCUCAGUAACCUUCAAGGCUCAAAAUGUUUCUUUUCUAUAUAAAGUAAUCAAAGUUUUUGGGUAAACACUUCUGGUAAAGACCAAUCUACACGAUACGACAGAAUCGGAACCUUACAGAAGGUCGACUUCUUGCUUUUGCCUGUUACAUUAUUACAUUACAUUGUUGUUCAGCUCACUUCCCAUUGGGGCUUUUCAGUGACCGAUUAUAUCAAGUAUUACGCCUACUUAUGUUACUUAGCGUAGACUAUUUAUCUUUUAUACAACAAUUGUGAUUACUUUCUUAACUGUGGUCGUAACCCGCCCUCUUAACUUUCCCUGUGGGAGGAAACCGGAGCGCCCAGAGAAAACCCACGACUUUCGGCAGAGCGUUGACUGACUCUUUUCACAUGAGUCCCUAGCGAGAAUCGAACCCACGGGCAACCUCGUUCCCAGGCUCUUUACGAGGUUGACCCACGGGCUCAGAGGUGAAAGGCGCUUGCUAUGACGACUGCGCCACCGAAGCCCCCUGCCAUGAGGAAGUCAGUGCGCUCAUGAGAGGCAUUCACCCCCCUGAAAAUAUUCAAAAUGGCGGAUAUUCAGGGGGAUGAUUGCCUCUCAUAUUUCGAGUCAUUGUUGGUGCAUUAUUUUACUCACGUUUUCUGAGCCGUCAAAAUGUCCGGCUGAUGUUUUUUGUGACAUCGAGUGUUUGGCAAAUAUGUACUUACUCCCACGCGACAUUACUUGUACGUAAUGUUUCAGACGUAAUGAAAGUUAGCGCUCCAAUCUUGCCGCAACACGUGAGGUUUCAAUGUCACUCGUUCUGACUUCAAUCGCAUUUCUCAACUCGCAUGCCCCGAUCAAACGAGAGUUGGUGAGAGUUGAACACUGGUUAUUAUACCGCGCGCGUAGCGCAAACUCUCCGAUAAACUCUCAUCAAAAUUUGAGCCAGUUCAAAGUCAAUAAGAGUCGAUGAGGGUUGGUUGAGCGAGAGUUGCAGCUCUUAUCAACUUCCUUCGUUUGACUGUCACAUGACCAUAAAGGCCUACACAGACCGGACGCGAUUCGGCAACGCGACGCGAAUUUUCAGUUUUCAAGAACGAAUAAAACCGUCAACGGAUAAAAAUUUUACAAGAUAUGCAGGCCAAAUAGCUGAAAUUGCUUAAGUGGUUCCGAAUAUUUGAAAAACAUAGAAAAAUAGUAAAGUUAAAUGUCAUUGAAAAUUGAAAAUUUGCGUCGCAAUGACGAAUCGCGUCCAGUCUGUGUGGACCUAAAUUUUCGUCUGCGACGGCGCAGCGACCACUUAUAGCAUAAAGUAAUAUCGGUAUAGGCCUUUAAUUAUCAGUGUAUAGUGAUAAUUACUUCAUGUGUUUAUCUUUAUGAGCUCCUUAAUGACCUUAAAGUUCUUUCUAUGAACAUGUAUGACAGCUAAAUACUAUUUCUUGACUUUCUCGCUACAUUUUUUUCGCUUUGUUUUUAAGCCCAUUUUCCACUAGGCGAAUUUGUUCGCGCGAACAAUAAAAAGGUAGUAACUGUCCACCUUCUUCGCGCGGCGAAUUUUUUUCCUAACAUUGCCAAGAUUUGUUUCUCGCUUCGCGCGAGCAAACUCGACUUGCGAUUUGUUUUAUUAACGAAACUUACGUAUUGUGCCAGACAUCAAUUUUACAUCAACGUAAUUAAACAUUUCAUGCAUGCAAAUCGAGUUAAUAUUAAUCUUUUGUAUACAUUUUAACGUACGAAAUAUUCAAUAUAUAUUACUGUUAAUGUUAUAGAUGUGUAUUUUACUAUCCGUUCUCAAAGGAACUAUAUAUUGAGUUGACGGUCGAACAAACCGUUGCAAGCUGUGUAAAGCUUAAUUAUCGACUAUUAAGAACUUCACGGUGAAAAAAGCCGUUGAAAAAAUUACGCUACUUUUAUUUUGAUUGGAUUGUAAUGAUGCGCGAUGUAUUAACAUAUAUUUACGCCGAGUACUAGAACGAAAUUUGACAGUUUUUUAUUGAUCAAAGACUAGUUUUUCACCCAUCUCAUUUAUGUUGCAGUACAAUGUUUUCAACCGAUAUGAUGAAAUAAUUCAUUGCAUUUAUGAAAAAAGUCGGCAAUUAAACCUUGCAUUCAAAGGCUGUUAAAAUUAUCAAUAUAUUUGCAAUAAGUCCAGUCCAGCUUGUUUUGCCCACGGCCAGCUGCCGUAGCUGUGAAAUGCAUCGUGGGAUAUCUACAAAACUGCCCGCCCACGUAUAUGCAUCUGUUGUUAAGACAGAAUGUUUUUAAAACCAAAAGCAUCGGGUUAGACAAAUAGCAGUUAAAACGGACAAGUUAAUACUAUAUUAUGAUAUACCUAUAAUUUCAGGCUAUCGCAAUGGGCUGUUCUCCGUCACAGGCUGUCAUCGUACAAUCCACAAAAACUGAGAACUCCCAUUUACACCCGACGAUUUUUAUGGUCGGUGAGAAAAGUCUUCAAAUGCUACGCGAACUGGGGGAAUUGAAGUUCUAUCAGUUAGCGCAGCAUAGCGAGACCGAGAAUACCCUGACUGAGAAUCCGCACAACGAUUUCGCUGCUCAAUUGGAGAAUCCUUUGCAGUAUUUACGAGAUGAACAGUCAAAAAGUAGUGGCAAUUACCAAGUCACUGAAAGGUCAGUGUGCAAGAUCAAGACGGAUUAUUUAAUACAUGCUCAAAAACAUGAACCUGGGUUAAGCAACAAUGGUGUGAAUGACCGAGAAAGUAGCGUUGGAUUUGAUCAUUUAUUGGGCAAUCUGCCAAGUGAUUCGGUUAAUCAAAUAUCGACUAAAAAUGCAAGCGAUUCACCGAUUCUGUUAUCCCCUAAUUCUCUCAGUCAUUCUUCGGGUAUGGAUAUCAAAAUUACAGCUAAAAACACCAGCAGUUCACCAAUUUUACUCUCCGGCACUUCUCCGAGUCAUUCUGGGGGUAAAGGUAUCAAAAUUACAGCUCAGAAUUUAAGCCGUUCUCCGACUCACGACAAGACUAAAACCGCACUGUCACCGAACAGCCUUCACAGAGAAUUGAAUCUUAAGAUCAAUGACAAUGCUAGUACUACCUCGACGACAAUCAGUGCAAAUGACCCUCUGGAUGAGAUUGUCUCAGCGCCGGAUGCGAGCAGUACGACUCUCGCUCUGACUUCGGCAAAUGAGGGUAAUGUUACGCCGAAGACAAAAACGAAGAUGUUUUUUGGGCGAAAUCGCGUAAUGCCCAAACGUGAUGUUUCAGAUAAGUACGAUGUACGAACAUCGGAACACGAACAGGCUUUUAGUCGUAAUGUAGAUGAUAGCUGAAUGUUUAAAUAGAUUGAUCUACGAUACUUUUUUACGAGAUCGACAUGCAAAUGGCGAGAGGCCGGUUGUACGAAUGAUGGACAACGCUAUUCACCGGAUGAUUUUGUAUUUAUAAAUUAAAGUUUCUUUUUGUUGAUUGUGAGGUCUGUGUCCGUAGUUUUAUGGCGUCUCAAGCAAUUUUGAAACGGUUGAAAAAAUCACAAUCCGAUGAAUAGCACUAUCCGACAUUCGUACAAGCGCCUCCAGAGAAAUUUGUCUUGUUCCGACACAGACGAAUAUCAAUCUUACCGUCAAGAAUUAACAACGCACUCAAAUUAGUUUGCGCUCACAAACUUGUAUAAGAUAGUUAAAAUUAACAGUUAUAGUGCGAUAGUCAAUGAAGG